Molecule: messenger RNA, 5241 nt
Organism: Carcharodon carcharias (great white shark)
Lineage: Eukaryota; Metazoa; Chordata; Chondrichthyes; Lamniformes; Lamnidae
Gene: sec31b
Product: SEC31 homolog B, COPII coat complex component
Exons: 28
Coding region: 108-3848 (1246 amino acids)
Biological process (GO): endoplasmic reticulum to Golgi vesicle-mediated transport; COPII-coated vesicle cargo loading; endoplasmic reticulum organization
Cellular component (GO): COPII vesicle coat; endoplasmic reticulum exit site
Molecular function (GO): structural molecule activity; protein binding
Source: RefSeq, a predicted model, not a curated record
CAGUUGCCACGUCGCGGCGCCUGCUGUCUGAGUGAGUGAGUGAGGUGUCGGUGGCGCGUCCGCCUCGGGGUUACAGGUAGCAUCCCUCUGACGGUCAAUAAGAUAAAAUGAAGCUGAAGGAGAUUGAGAGGACAGCCAUUCAGUCCUGGAGCCCUGCUUCUCACCAUCCCCUUUAUUUGGCUACAGGUACCUCAGCACAACAGUUGGAUGCUACCUUCAGCACAAAUGCAGCACUGGAGAUCUAUGAGCUGGACUUUUCAGAUCCCUCAUUGGAUGCAAAACUGCGAGGCUGCCUACCUGCUACCAGCAGAUUUCACAAGCUGAUUUGGAGCAACCAUGGCACAAGCCCUAAUGGAGUCAUAGCAGCAGGAGGUGAUACAGGAACUAUCACCCUUUACAGUGCAGAACAGAUCCUCAUAUCGGGAAAUGAUCCCAUCAUUGGACAGAGUGAAAAGCAUGCGGGUCCUGUUCGAGGACUGGAUUUUAACCCCUUCCAGAACAACCUUAUGGCCUCUGGAGCUAAUGAUUCUGAGAUAUAUAUUUGGGAUUUAAAUAACUUCAAUACACCGAUGACACCAGGAGCAAAGUCCCAGCAAAGAGAGCCUUCUGAAGAUAUCAGCUGUGUAGCCUGGAAUCGGCAGGUGCAGCAUAUCCUGGCUUCUGCCCAUCCAAGCGGCAGAGCUGUGGUAUGGGAUCUGAGAAAGAAUGAACCUAUCAUCAAAGUCAGUGAUCACAGCAACAGAAUGCGUUGUUCUGGAAUGGCCUGGAACCCUGAAGUUGCAACUCAACUUGUUCUUGCAUCAGAAGAUGAUCGAAUGCCUGUACUGCAGAUAUGGGACUUGCGGUUCGCCACUUCUCCCCUUAAAGUGCUGGAGAAUCACACCAGAGGCAUUCUCUCAAUAUCAUGGUGUCAGGCUGAUGCAGAGUUGCUCCUAAGCAGUGCAAAGGACAAUAGGAUCUUGUGCUGGAAUCCCAACACUGGAGAGGUGGUCUACGAGCUGCCAACCAGCAGACAAUGGUGCUUCGAUGUCCAGUGGUGCCCUCGAAAUCCAGCAGUCCUCUCAGCUGCUUCCUUUGAUGGGCGAAUCAGUGUUUAUUCUGUAAUGGGAGGGAGCCUGGAAGCUCAGAAACAAAGCCAUGUUGAUAAAAUUUCUUCCUCGUUCAACAACUUGGACCCAUUUGGCACUGGACAGACUCUCCCGCUUCUAGAUAUCCCACAGAAAGCAGUUCAGCCCACAGUGGUGCUUCCGUUGAAAAAACCCCCCAAGUGGAUCCGCCGGCCUGUGGGGGCAUCGUUCGCUUUCGGAGGGAAGCUGAUCACUUUUUCCAACUCAAAAGCUACUCCACCACAGAUACAGCAGCCUGUUUCACGUCAAGUGUUUGUUAGUGUGGUUACUACGGAAACCGAAUUUUUGUGCCGUUCCAACGAGCUGCAGACAGCCCUCCGGUCAGAGGCUUUUGUCCAGUACUGUCAGUCCAAGAUUAACACCGCGCCCACAGACUUUGAAAAGAACAUCUGGAACUUCUUGAAGGUAAACUUUGAACAAGAUCCUCGAACAAAAUACUUGAAUCUGCUUGGCUACAGUAAGGAAGGAUUGGAUAAAAAGAUUGCUUCGUCUCUAGAUAACAGCAUGCGACUGAAAGGUCUAGAAGUGGAAGCUACUGACCGUGUACAGAAGAUGCCAGGCAUCUCCAGUCAGAGCUCGAGCUCUGAGGAGUCUGUAGCAGCAGGAGAUGCCUCGACAACCUCUGACUUCUUUGACAAUAUUCCGGGAGAAAGGCCCCUCUUCGAAAUACCUGUGACGGGAGAUACUGAAGGAUUGAUCAGCCAAGCCCUGCUCAUAGGGAACUUUGAAGGUGCUGUUGAACUGUGUCUAAAAGAUGACCAUUUUGCGGAUGCCAUCAUUCUCGCUAUCGCUGGGGGGGAAGAGCUUCUUGCGCAAACGCAGAAUAGAUACUUCGCCAAGAGAAAGACAAAGAUUUCACGGCUCGUGUCCUCUGUAGUCACCCACAAUUGGAGGGAUAUUGUCGAAUCUUGUGACUUGGACAAUUGGAAAGAAGCUUUGGCUGCUCUUUUAACUUAUGCCAAACCAGAGGUGUUCCCCUUGCUAUGUGAUACCCUAGGAUCCCGCCUGGAAAUGGAGAAUGAGGGACAGCUGUGCAUGCAGGCAUGUCUUUGCUACAUCUGCUCUGGAAAUGUUGAGAAACUGGUGGAGUGUUGGGUGAAAACUCAUGAAAGCUUGACUCCACUCGCAUUAGAGGACCUUGUGGAAAAGAUUAUGAUCUUACAGAAGGCGAUUGAGUUACUCCAGGGCACAGAUAUGGCUGCAAAGGGCCCAGUGUUUGCGAAGAAGCUCACGCAGUACGCCAGCCUACUGGCCGCACAAGGGAGUUUGGAAGCAGCCAUGAGCUACCUCCCUACUACUUCAGAUCAGUUUACAGUACUCCAGCUCCGUGAUAGGCUAUUCCAUGCGCAGGGAGAAGCUAUGGUGGGUCAACAGGCCCCCACUUUCCCCUUUAAUCGGGUCGUAACGAGGAGUACACGUCCAACUUCCGCUCCAGCUCCCACUCCAGCUCGGCAAACACCGCCUCAGAGACCAAUCCAACAACCCACCCAGCAGACUCCAUAUCAGACCUCUUUUAGUCCUAAGGCUCCAAUCUGUCCUUCAGCUCCAACAGUAUUCACUCCCCAGCCUGCCCCAGUAACACCUGCAUUUGCUGUCCCUGCUGAAGGCAUUGCUGGUAGCACCACCAACAUGUACUCCAAACCAGGAGCACCUCGUCCCACCUACCCACAACAUCCUACCACAGCCUCUGCACCAGGCUUUUCACAAUUCCAGAAUUUUGGACAGCCGAAGGUUCCUCCAAGUGGACUCCCAGUCUAUCCUCUUCAGAAUCCUUUGCCAGGUUCAGGGUUGACUGGCCCGUCUCUACCUACAGCCUCUCUCAGCGGUCCAACAAUGCCUGGUGUCUCCAUGUCGGGACCAUCGCUAAUGACCCCUGCCUCCAUGCCAUCCUAUCAACCCUCUAACCCACUGCCACCCAGCCACGCUACACAACCUGGGCCACUGCCAACAUACCCAGGUCACCACCAGCAUCAGCCCCACCCUCCUACGUCUCUACCAGGCAUUCACAGCACUUUUCCCUACCCCUCUGGAACAGGAGGCCCUGGAGCUCCUUCCUCCAAACUGUUCACCUCUGCGGCUGGUCCUCCUCCUCCUCCACCAACAGGAUUCCUUCCAUGGCUACAAAACCGCUCUUGUGCAUCAGGGUUCCAGGAUGGAUGGAAUGAUCCUCCAGCAGUACGGGCAGGGCAAAGAAAGAAAGUGCUACCUGACAACUACACACCCCCAGCUCCCAUUACAGCUCCUGUCGUGAAUUUCCCCACAGAUAUCCAACAGCUUCGACCACAGGGCUUCACUCCUCAGGAAAUCAGUCAAGGACCUCCAGGGGCACCAAAAGAGGCCAAUUUACAGCCAUUACAGCAGCUGCCCACAGAGAAGAUUGUGAAAAAGCAAAUCCCAGACGAGCACAUGGUGUUGAAGACAACCUUUGAUGGGCUGGUACAGCGAUGCCUUUUAGCUGCUGGUGACCCUCAAACUAAGAGGAAGCUGGAUGAUGCUGCAAAGCGACUGGAUUAUCUGUACGAUAAACUGCGAGAGCAGACGCUUUCUCCCCAUAUUCUGAGUGGACUACAUGAAAUUGUGCGGAACAUAGAGGGAUGCAAUUACCAGCAAGCAUUGGCUGUUCACACACACGUUGUGAGCAGCAGCAAUUUCAGCGAGAUCUCUGCCUUCAUGCCAGUUCUGAAAGUGGUUGUGACAAUCGCUAACAAGCUCAACAUCUGAAGAAGCUGCUAGCACCACAGGGUUUCACAUUUACUUGAGGAUGAAGAUACUCGGGAUUAUUGAGUUUUUUGCUUUUCUUUCUCCUUCAGUGUUUUGAUUCGUUGAAUAUGAAGAAAGUGUUAACGUUUUCAAUAUUUAGUGAAGCCUAUCUUUGAAAGUUCAGCUUUUGUAUCUGUGAAAUGCACCAUCUUGGGUUCUUGGCUUUUAAAUGAGCUUGAACUGGGUUGAAUCUGGUUCAUUUCUAACGUUACAGUUCUCUUCAGAAAGUUCUCUAAUGAACACCCAUUGGCAGAGUCCAGGUUAAGAGCCUUUGGAUUGUAGUAGCCUUGUGAUAGGCAUAAGCUACUUGUUUACUAAAGGUCAAUUGGGCAGUCACAAGACAUUUGUAUAGCUCUUUCUCUCCCUGCAGCCACUGAUGUCCCACAAAUAGCUAGAGUAUGGGCAGUAGCUACUUAAUGCUAGCUCAAUGUUGCUGUCAAUAGCAGAGACUGCCAUAGAAGAAGUGCAGUCAAGAAAAUUGACUUCAUCUGAAAUCUGCAGCUACAAUUUAUGAAUCAAUCAGAUAGGAGAUGAUAAGAAAAGGGGAAUCCUUUCCGAUUCUGUGCUUCACAGUCACUGGAGGGCACAACCUAUGGAUGUACAAGGCUACAACAAAACAUGUCAGCUCUGAGUUGCUACAUUUUGGGGGACAGAUUUAUUCUCUUUUUAUGUAGUCUGGAAAAGCUUGAGCAAAUUACUUUUUUUAUUUUAACAGAAAAGCAUUACCUUUUUGUAUUCUCAUUAAAGUUUAUACUAAAUCGUGGGUUUGUGUCAGCUGAGAGGUUGGAACCUAUCAAAUGCCACACUGUACUCAUUCAAAGAAAUCAGCUUCAUCAUGAAGGUGAUUUUGGUAGACUGGUUACAGAGAUGUGUGUGGCACUGGCAUUGUAGAUAUUUGGCUGCCAGCUUCAAUUAUGGAACCGUAAAGUUGGCACAACAAUGGUGAGCUGAGCUUUUUUUAAACGCAUACUGCGUUAGAAAUUUUUCCAAAUGCCAGGACACUUUAAGGUUUUAUUCUUUGCACUCAUGAUUCGCAACAUACCCCAUUGAGAGAGUUGGGGUCUCUGUUGCCCAUUGUUGUCCUCAGAUCUCAGUGGAUUCUACGAUAGAUAAAAUAGCCAUCAGUUGGACACAGUUUGUCCUGUGAAAAUGUUCUAGUUAUUUUGGUGAUAUCAGUGUAAGCAGCCUUUUAAGAUUGCACAAAAGAACCCAGUUAUUGUGUCUCAGAGGCACUCAAAUGCAUAAAUGCUGCCUUGUCUGCACAGAUAUUUAUGAACUUAUUGCCACAAUAGCAUAUUUUUUCAUUCAAUAUUGUGUAUAUGAAAAAAAGCAUAAUAAAGUUUUUCAAUUGAAA